AUGGAUCAACAUUCUCAAGCAUCCAAAGGAAAUGAUCGAAAAAACAACCUCGCAACCGAGGGUUGUACACUGGCUGGAGUCCUUGGAGGAUCGGUCCACGAGCUCCUUCAAAAGUGGAUUCUCAAUGACUUCAGACGGCAGAAGAUACCAUCGGCGAGAUUGACCAACACAGACAAGAUGCAAGCCUGCUCUGAUGGCGAUGGAGUUGGCGGCGAAAUCAUCGUCGGAGUUAUUUGCGGUAGCCACAAUUGGGCUGUAGUUAGGUGCCUUUCCAAGCCUGGAAACCUAAAAUAUGAUUUUGAGAGUGGCUUUGAGCUUGGAGAGUUUUCUUCCUCUGGCCAUUUAAUUUUUGAAUUGUUUUUGAGGAUGAUUGAAUUAAAAGCGGCAAGAAUGGCUGAAAAUUGGGUUUCUUUGGUGCCGGGGGAGACGAAAACGACCAGUAGCGGUGGCGGUGGGGGAAGAAAUGUAACAAUAAUAGAGGAAUUUGAUGUGAAUGGAUAUCCUAAAGUUUAUGGUGUAUAUUCAGCCGAAGACCUCAGAUCUCUUACAGAUCCUAAGCCUAAGAGGAUUAUAGUAGUAUCCUCUGAUGAAGAAGAUGAUCUUGAAGAUGAAACAGUUAACGCAAUUUUGGGUACGAACUUCAAAGAAGUUACAUCUAAGAAAAAGCAGGAUAAUGGAAUUGGAAUCCCUCUUGAUUUGAAGGAGGGCGAAGAUAUUAUCAAUUCCAAAGAGAUGGGAGAAGCAUCCGAAAUCGUGAAAUUGAAAGACAAUAUUAAUUGGCAUGAUGGCAACUGCGAGUGUUGCAUUCUGGAAGCUGCCAUAAAGAAAAGAAAAUCCCCGACUACUAUUGUUGAACCCAAACUCAAAAUCAAACUAUCUAAAAAGUGA
Molecule: messenger RNA, 888 nt
Organism: Oldenlandia corymbosa var. corymbosa
Lineage: Eukaryota; Viridiplantae; Streptophyta; Magnoliopsida; Gentianales; Rubiaceae
Source: the annotation of a GenBank genome assembly